Molecule: messenger RNA, 1122 nt
Organism: Rhodofomes roseus
Lineage: Eukaryota; Fungi; Basidiomycota; Agaricomycetes; Polyporales; Fomitopsidaceae
Product: nuclear mRNA splicing protein
Exons: 5
Coding region: 9-947 (312 amino acids)
Biological process (GO): mRNA splicing, via spliceosome
Cellular component (GO): catalytic step 2 spliceosome
Molecular function (GO): protein binding
Source: RefSeq, a predicted model, not a curated record
CGACCACCAUGGCGCCCUCUCGUGGUUUUACAGCCCUGCCUCCAACGCUGCACACGACGCUCGCCAACCACAAGGGUGCCGUCCACGUCGUCAGAUACGCAAAAGGGUCAGCAAAAUACGUCCUCACCGGUGGGCAGGACCGAACUGUGCGCCUCUGGAACCCCGAGCUCGGCACUGAGAUCAAGAAAUACGCCGCGCAUGGCUACGAAGUGCUCUCCGUUGCCAUUUCUCAUGAUAACGCGAAAUUCGCGUCCUCUGGGGGCGACCGCUCCGUCUUCCUGUGGGACGUCACGACAGGGACGACCAUCCGGAGGAUAGCCGGGCACAUGAGCAAGAUCUUCGUCGUAGACUUCAACGCUGACGCGAGUGUGGUUGCCAGUGGGUCGUACGACUCCACCGUCCGGCUGUGGGACCUCAAGGCGCAGAACCGACAGGCGAUCCAGGUGCUCAAUGAAGCCCGCGACGCGGUGCAGACGCUGCACGUUGGUCCUACGUACGUACUCACGGGUUCAGUGGAUGGGCACGUCCGCACGUAUGAUCUCCGUAUGGGCGAGCUCCGGAGCGACUACAUUGGACAUCCGGUCACCUCGGUCGUUCCGUCGCAAGACGGUCAGACGUACCUCGCCACGACCCUCGACGCGCACGUCCGGCUCAUGGACGCCUCCACCGGGAAGAUGCUCAACGACUUCCAGGGCGCGACCAUAUCCUCUUACCGCUGCCGGGCAUGCUUCGGCCACGGAGAAGCUAGUGUCGUCUGUGGAGACGAAGCGGGGAAGGUCUGGGCGUGGGACUUGCUGGAUGCUGCUCCUCUACAACCGAAUCCACCACCGAAAGUGCACGAUCGAUCCAUCACCUGGGUUGAGUACCAUCCCGUUGAGGCCGGUGAGCUUGUCACCUCUGGUGCCGACGGACUCGUGAAGGUCUGGCGACACCCGACAGCCCCUUAGUGAGCUCGGCGACGCUCUGCCUUAUAUUGGAACGGCAGGUGUAAGAUGCAGCAGCUUGAGAGGGAAGACGAUGUGCUUCGUGCGCCCACAUGUAUACAAUGAUUAGCGUCCAUAUCCUAGCAGGUGUACAACAGUAAUCAAACACACGAUAGUCCAAACAAGAGCAAGUAUGCUA